Messenger RNA from Vigna unguiculata (cowpea), 521 nucleotides. The record is from RefSeq and is a predicted model, not a curated record. NCBI's taxonomy places the organism in Eukaryota, Viridiplantae, Streptophyta, Magnoliopsida, Fabales, Fabaceae.
UUUUAAGCCCAAAUUAAAACCCCAACGACUCAAAUCGAAAAUCCAAUUGUAAGCAGAGAUCGAAGCCCAAAUCCCAAAUGGAAAACCCUAAUCGAACGUUGACCUAUUUCGUGAUCUCGAGUUUGAUCUUCAUCACCUUCGACGCCGUAGCUCCGCUCGUCCACGUCGCAGUUCCGAUCGCUUCGCGUCGCAGCUCCGUCGGGUCUCUGGUUCAGCGGCGUCACUGCUCCCUUUUCUUUUCCCUCUUUCGUUGUUCCCUCAUGCUCCAUAUAGAUGCCAUAGAGUCCAACAAUACUAAUUUCCAAGGUCUACAAGAUCCAGCAAAAUUGCCAACUGAUGCAGCAACAGUAAACACCUUCAUCAUUCACAACAAGCAUGUAGGUAAAAUCAACAGCCAAGAAAGAGACACUGCAAUCAACAGCUUACUGCAAGAUCCAUAGGGUCAGCGGCCAGAGGAGUUUUCUGGAACUUGUUCCGUAGCUGACCACAAGCUGCAUUUGCAUCCAACCCUCUUGUGUGAC